Messenger RNA from Glarea lozoyensis ATCC 20868, 1497 nucleotides. Its product is annotated as 6-phosphogluconate dehydrogenase C-terminal. Gene Ontology annotation, molecular function: NADP binding; phosphogluconate dehydrogenase (decarboxylating) activity. Gene Ontology annotation, biological process: pentose-phosphate shunt; pentose-phosphate shunt, oxidative branch. The record is from RefSeq and is a predicted model, not a curated record. Gene Ontology annotation, cellular component: cytosol. Lineage: Eukaryota; Fungi; Ascomycota; Leotiomycetes; Helotiales; Helotiaceae. The coding region runs from base 1 to 1497 and encodes 498 amino acids. The transcript is spliced from 4 exons.
AUGGCUGCGAUAACAAAGGUAGCGAUGAUUGGAGCCGGCUCCAUGGGAGGCGGAAUGACUCUUUUGCUCGCAGAGAAGGGCAUUUCCGUUGGAGUUCAAGAUCCAUCAUCCGAAACCGUCGACGCCCUCAUCAAAUCCGGCGAAUCCCAAGGAAUCCACGACAAAAUCGAGAAAUACGAAGACUACGAAACACUUUGCAACUCGCUCUCUUCUCCUCGCAUUAUCUUCUUUUCACUUCCGCAUGGCUCUGUGGGUGAUACCGUUGUUUCUGGCCUUCAUCCAUAUCUUUCGAAAGGCGAUAUUAUUGUUGAUUGUUCGAAUGAGGAAUGGGAAAAUACUCAACGAAGACAAGGGAAGUUAGUAGCGCAGGGUGUGUAUUAUAUUGGAUGUGGUGUUAGUGGCGGGUAUCAGGCGGCACGGCGAGGCCCGAGUAUGUGUCCAGGUGGAGAAGAUAAAGCCCUUGACAUCGCGAUGCCGUUGUUCGAGAAAAUGGCAGCGAAGGAUAAGAAAGGAAAUCCUUGUGUUGCAAAAAUUGGAAUGGGAGGUGCUGGUCAUUAUGUCAAAAUGAUUCAUAACGGUAUUGAGCACGCCAUGAUGAGUUCAAUUAGUGAAGCUUGGACUAUCAUGAACAAGCAUAUGGGCAUGAAAUAUGAUGAAAUUGGAGAAGUGUUUGAGAAGUGGUCAUCAGAAGGAGAACUGGUCGAUACUUUCCUGGUCAAAAUUGGAGCAGAUAUAUGCGAACAGACAGACAAAAACGGUCAUCAUGUACUAGCCGAUGUCCAAGAUAAGGUUGUGCAAGAUAUCGACGGCUCCGAGGGCACUGGGAUCUGGUCCAAUACACAAGCAACAUCACUUCAUGUCCCAGCGCCCACACUAGCUACUGCGCACUUUCUACGAAUAGUCUCGGCAUUUCGAGGACACAGAGAACAUGUCAAAGAUACCUUCCACGGCUCUUUCCUACCUUCUAAAAUCGACUUUUCCUCGGAUGACGAAAAAACUGCGUUCAUUGAAGACUUGCGUCAAGCAGUAUACACAACAUGUCUAGCUUCCUACGUCCAAGGAAUGAGUAUAAUAGACGCGGCCGACAAAGACAACAAAUGGGCAAUCAAGUAUGCAAAUAUCGUUCAAAUUUGGAAAGCAGGUUGCAUCAUCCAAUCCGAGCAUAUUAACUCACUCUUGGAAACCAUUUACACCCCGGAUUCCAAAUCAUCCAGUCACGAUCUUCUUUAUCAAUCGUCUAUCGCUAAAGAGCUUAAAACUGGCUUUGAAUCAUUGAAGAAGGUAGUAUUGAAGGGAGUGGAGACCAAUGCUAUCAUACCGAGUAUGAGCGCGACAUUGGAUUAUCUGAAGUAUUCAGGAAAUCUGGAGUUGCCGACGAGUUUUUAUGAGGCGGAAUUGGAUUAUUUCGGGAAACACAUGUUUGAUAGUAAGAGUGACGAUAAAGAUCCGGGACAACCGGAAACAGGGAAACAUCAUUUUGAGUGGAAGCCUGCUUAG